Diaporthe batatas is the source of this 528-nucleotide messenger RNA. RefSeq lists its product as uncharacterized. The record is from RefSeq and is a predicted model, not a curated record. The coding region runs from base 1 to 528 and encodes 175 amino acids. The transcript has 4 exons. NCBI's taxonomy places the organism in Eukaryota, Fungi, Ascomycota, Sordariomycetes, Diaporthales, Diaporthaceae.
AUGGUCAUCCCGACGCCGGUGGAGCUGCCACCUGUCGACAACAAUUUUGAGCCCGUCCCGGCUCAGGGCCCUCUGCCUACGGACUGCGUGGAAUAUUACCAGGCACGCUCGGACGAGACAUGCCGCGACAUUGUGGCAGCACACAAGAGCAUCACAGAGUCCCAGUUUCUAGCCUGGAACCCGUUCCUGAACAACAAUUGCGAUGGCCUGUGGGCUGGCUACUACUACUGUCUCUUCGCCGGUUCCCAGACCCCGGAGCCGCCGGUCCAGACAACGAUUCCUGCUUCCGUGGAGCCCGACACCACGUCGGAUUGCCUGGCGUGGUUCCAGAGCGAUGGGUUCAGCUGCGACGAUAUUGUCUUGAUAUUUGGGCGCUUCUCACUGUCCGACUUAAUCACGUGGAAUCCAAGCUUGGCGCCUUCGUGCGAGAACAUACGGCAUGACCACUGCGCCAGGAACAACCGUAUCAUCUGGACCUGUGGGAACACCAACACCUAUCCAGUCGAGCAUGAUCUCGGGCUGUCGUAA